Messenger RNA from Cinclus cinclus, 468 nucleotides. RefSeq names its product olfactory receptor 14J1-like. NCBI's taxonomy places the organism in Eukaryota, Metazoa, Chordata, Aves, Passeriformes, Cinclidae. Gene Ontology annotation, cellular component: membrane. The transcript has 2 exons. Gene Ontology annotation, molecular function: olfactory receptor activity. The record is from RefSeq and is a predicted model, not a curated record. The annotation marks the transcript as partial. Gene Ontology annotation, biological process: G protein-coupled receptor signaling pathway.
CUGCACUACGGGACCCUCCUGGGCAGCAGAGCUUGUGCCCACAUGGCAGCAGCUGCCUGGGCCAGUGCCUUUCUCUAUUCCCUGCUGCACACAGCCAAUACAUUUUCCCUGCCCCUGUGCCAUGGCAAUGCCCUGGGCCAGUUCUUCUGUGAAAUCCCUCAGAUCCUCAAACUCUCCUGCUCACACUCCUACCUCAGGGAACUUGGGCUUCUUGCAGUUAGUGUCUGUUUGGUAUUUGGUUGUUUUGUGUUUAUUGUUUUCUCCUAUGUGCAGAUCUUCAGGGCUGUGCUGAGGAUCCCCUCUGAGCAGGGACGGCACAAAGCCUUUUCCACCUGCCUCCCUCACCUGGCUGUGGUGUCUCUGUUUAUCACCGCUGGCACAUUUAGCUACCUGAAGCCCCCCUCCAUCUCCUCCCCAUCCCUGGAUCUGGCCCUGUCAGUUCUGUACUCAGUGGUGCCUCCAAUAUGA